Molecule: messenger RNA, 1455 nt
Organism: Notothenia coriiceps (black rockcod)
Lineage: Eukaryota; Metazoa; Chordata; Actinopteri; Perciformes; Nototheniidae
Gene: bmp10
Product: bone morphogenetic protein 10
Exons: 2
Coding region: 1-1455 (484 amino acids)
Biological process (GO): BMP signaling pathway
Cellular component (GO): extracellular region
Molecular function (GO): growth factor activity; cytokine activity
Source: RefSeq, a predicted model, not a curated record
AUGGCGAGCAUUUGGGUCUCUCAACUGGGAACGAUCUGCAGCUCCAAGACUUUGCUGGUGCUGUUUUCCAUCCUGCUGCUCCAGGGUCUCUGUGGACUGAGCAGCCCUAUCUCCAACACCAAUCAGAGGCAUCAGGCAGACGGGCAUGGAGGGGUGGUGGAUACAUCACUGCUGGAGCAGGACAACAAUAUAAGCAUGCAGAGCCUGUUGCAGAGCCUGAAGGAACAGUUUCUGCGGACCUUUAAUCUGUCUGGCUUGGAUCCUCAGCCCCUGCCUCCUGGAAGCACAAGGGAAGAGCCACCUGAGUACAUGAUGGAGCUCUACAACCGUUUUGCUAAUGACCGCACUGCCAUGCCCACUGCCAACAUUAUCCGCAGCUUCAAAAAUGAAGAUUCAUCUCCUUGUGGUGUGGGUGUUGGAGGAGUGAGACGUCACCCAUUACUCUUUAAUGUGUCAGUUCCCCAUCAUGAACGCAUCACAGCGGCAGAGCUUCGCCUCUACACACUUGUCCAGACUGACCGCCACCUCUAUGCUGGAGUCGACCGAAAGGUGACGAUCUAUGAGCUGGAUUCGCAUAUCGUGGAUGACAACAUGACUGAUGACAAUACUUUGAGAGGAGAUGUAUUGAAAGAGGAGGAAGAACGGAUAGAGCUGGUGGAGUUGGCUUCACGGCAGGUCUACGGCACCGAUAACAGCUGGGAGGCCUUUGACCUCACUGCUGCUGUUCAACGUUGGCGUAAUUUGGACUAUGGCACCACGCAUCGGUUGGAGGUGCACAUUGUAAGCAUGGCUAAUGAGGAAAAUGUUCAAACCAUGACAAAGGACAACAAAGACGGACUUGAAGGGGAUAUGAAGAUCGACACCAGCCCUGAGGAGAAACACAAACCUUUGCUGAUUGUUUUCUCUGAUGACCAAAGUACCGAUCACCGGGAUGACAAACGCGAGCUGAACGAGAUGAUCGACCACGAAACCUCAAACAUGGUUCUUCAAAAUGACUUGGGCCUGAACGAUCUGUGGGGGGAGCUGGGGAAGGAUGAGGGGGAUGAAGAAUCAGAGCCAGAUGAAGAGGAACUAAUCCAAAUGCGCUCCAAUCUGAUCUACGACACGGCAUCUCGCAUUCGUCGCAAUGCCAAGGGAAACCACUGCAAGAAACAAUCUCUGUACGUAGAGUUCAAGGACAUUGGAUGGGACAGUUGGAUCCUCGCCCCGACUGGUUACGAUGCCUUUGAGUGCACUGGCGUUUGUUCAUUCCCACUGACAAAGCAUGUCACGCCCACAAAGCAUGCCAUAGUCCAGACUCUGAUCAACAUCAACAGCCCUCAGAAGGCUGCAAGGGCUUGUUGUGUGCCCACCAAGCUGGACCCCAUCUCCCUGUUGUACUUGGACGACACAGGCAUAGUCACCUACAAGUACAAGUUUGAGGGCAUGGCGGUGUCUGAGUGUGGCUGCAGAUAG